GGGUGAGGGGGGAUAUUUCAGGGUAACUGUCCUGUCAGCUGUCCCGCAUGUCUCUGCUGUCCAGACCAGGACAGUUGUUGUGGUCAGUACCAUUCGACUACCACGAACCGCCGUUGGAAGUCUACAUCUGUUUGGAAGGCACAUGAUUGUCCCUCUGUGUGUAGAGGAAUGGCAUCUCCCACCAGAAUGUUAGCGGCGGAGCAGGUGCACUGUUCCAUCUGUCUGGAUGUGUUUACCAACCCAGUCUCUAUCCCUUGUGGACACAACUUCUGCAUGGCCUGCAUUGGCAGCUACUGGAAGUCCAGUGCCCUCUUCAUGUGUCCAAUGUGCAAGAAGACUUUCUUCAAGCAGCCCGACAUCAGCAUCAACACAGUGCUGAGGGAAAUCGCUGAGAAGUUUAAGGAAAUUAAAACAAACCCAGUUGUGGAACUUCAGAAGAUAACGCAACCAGACCCAAGACAGAGCCCUGUGGAACUCCCCACAGAAAUGCCUAAACUGAUACCUGCUAAUGGAUCAUGGGCCCUGGAGGUGUCCUGCGAUGUGUGCACUGGCCCUCAGCAACAGGCAGUAAAGUCCUGCUUGGUGUGUUUGACGUCUUACUGUGAGGAGCACUUAAAGACCCACACUUCCCGCUUCACCAAACACAAGCUGAUCGAACCCGUGCAGAACCUGGAGGACCGUAUGUGUAAGAAGCAUGAGAGGUUACUAGAGCUGUUUUGUAAGAAGGAUCAGACCAUAGUGUGUGUGCUGUGCACAGAGAUGGACCACAGGGCACAUUACACCAUUCCUGUCGAACGAGAGUGGACCGAGAAAAAGGCCUUGCUGAGGAAAACUGAAGCUGAAGUCCAGCAGAUGAUCCAGGAGCGACUGAAGAAAGUUGAUGACAUCAAACACUCCAUAGAGUUGAACAAAAGCAGUGCUCAGGCAGAAAUCAAGGACAGCAUGCAGGUGUUCUCGGACCUGAUCCGAGCGGUCCAGAAAGCCCAGGCAGAGCUGGUGCUGGACAUCGAGGAGAAACAGAGGAAGACUGAGAGCUGGGCCAACGGACAAAUACAAGAACUAGAGCAAGAAAUAGAUGCUCUGAAACUGCGAAACACAGAGUUAGAGUAUCUCUCACACACUGAAGACCACAUUCACUUCCUGCAGAACUUCUCAUCGUUAAUGUCUCACCCACACACUAAAGACUGGUCUGAGACCUGUGUGUACGCGGAUCCGUGCGUGGGCACCACCAGGAGAGCUGUGCUCAAACUAGCGGAGACUCUUAUGGAAGAAGCAGAAAAACUUGCAGAAAUAGAGCUGAAGAGGGUUCAGAAGUACUCAGUGGACAUCACGUUUGACCCGGACACAGCGAACCCCUGGCUGCAGCUGUCUGAGGACGGCCGUCAGAUGCGUCACCUGGGCGCGUGGCAGGACCUGGCCGACACACCUGAGCGCUUCGAUACGGUGGUGAUCGCUCUCGGCCGUGAGGGACUGUCCUCUGGACGCCAUUACUGGGAGGUCCAGGUGGGCGAGAAGGACGACUGGUACAUCGGUGUGGCCCGGGCGUCCGUCAACAGAAAAGGCAGGAUUUCGGUGAGCACGUCUCAAGGCUACUGGGCUCUAGCCAUGAAGAAAGGCCAGGAAUAUCGCGUUUCUUCCUCUCCACCCCUGCUGCUCUCCAUCGAGCCCAGGCUGAAGAGAGUGGGAGUCUAUGUGGACUACGAAGAAGGACAGGUUUCGUUCUACGACGUGCAAAACAAAAGCCACAUCUACACCUUUAUGGACUCGUUCGAAGAGAAACUCUUCCCGUUUUUCUACCUCUACUGCUGCGACAAGGCGUCAGACACCAUGAUGAUCUGUCCUGUGCAGGAGACGUCUCACACUAAACAGUGCUGAAUCACGAGCCACGCAAUGACUCUACACUACUUCUGCUUCUAUACUAUUACUUUGUGCAUAUUAUCGAUAUUUAGUUUUAUUGCAUGGCCACGCAUAAGGAAUUAUUCACAAACAACCAAAGCAUACAAAACUGAAAUAUACAUGAAAUAUAAUUUAAAGUGAAAUAAAAUUGAAAUAUUCAUGUAAAUCAG
Messenger RNA from Cyprinus carpio (common carp), 2066 nucleotides. RefSeq names its product E3 ubiquitin-protein ligase TRIM39-like. Lineage: Eukaryota; Metazoa; Chordata; Actinopteri; Cypriniformes; Cyprinidae. Gene Ontology annotation, molecular function: zinc ion binding; protein binding. The record is from RefSeq and is a predicted model, not a curated record.